AUGCCCACAUUCACAGUCUUCAAAGGCAGUAAGGACGGGGCCAUUGUCAAGAGCUCGACCACCAAGUCGGACGAUCUGGAGGGCGAUCAGGUCCUUGUCAAGAUCACGGCGUCCGGGCUAUGCUAUACAGACCUGCACUACAAAACGCAGGACAUGGUCCUUGGACACGAGGGUAUCGGUCGUGUGGAGGCUAUCGGACCCAAGGUCAAAGAACUUACAGUCGGUGACCGAGUAGGCUGGGGUUAUGAGCAUGACUGCUGUGGCGGCUGUAAGCAUUGUCUGACAGGCUGGGAGACCUUUUGCCCGGACCGAGCCAUGUAUGCCGAGGCAGAUCUCGACCAGGGCAGUUUCGCAAGUCAAGCGGUCUGGAAAGAGACUUUCCUCUUCAAGAUUCCCGACUCAUUGAGUGACGUUGAUGCUGCCCCGCUGCAGUGCGCUGGAUCUACUGUCUUCAACGCUCUUCAAGGUGUGGGCUCAUCAGACGUGGUCGCCGUGAUGGGUGUCGGUGGUCUUGGACAUCUUGCACUCCAAUUCGCUGCCAAGUUAGGUUGCCGAGUUGUCGCCAUCUCGGGAUCGGACAGCAAGAGGGAUGAAGCGAUGAAGCUUGGAGCCCACGAGUUUAUUGCGACGAAGAAUGCGAAAGAACUCAAAGUGGAGAAGAAGAUCACUCGGCUGAUCGUCACCACCUCGGCGCAGCCAGAUUGGGAAAAGCUGUUGCCCAUUCUCGAUCGACAAGCCGGAAUUUACCCCCUCUCAGUUGACCCGGGCAAAUUCGAGCUCCCGUACAUGCCUCUUCUGGUAAAUGGCAUCAAAGUCCAGGGUGGAAUCGUUGGCACCCGAGCAGUACACAGGAAUAUGCUCGACUUCGCCGGCCAGCAUGAUAUUAAACCCGUCACCGAGACAUUCCCUCUCAACGAGAAAGGUAUCAAGGAGGCUAUGAGUAAGCUUGAGGCGGGUGAGGUCAGAUACAGAGCCGUUCUUUUGAACAAGGAGUAG
This is a messenger RNA of Kockovaella imperatae, 996 nucleotides long. Its product is annotated as chaperonin 10-like protein. The transcript has 2 exons. Lineage: Eukaryota; Fungi; Basidiomycota; Tremellomycetes; Tremellales; Cuniculitremaceae. Gene Ontology annotation, biological process: alcohol metabolic process. Gene Ontology annotation, molecular function: zinc ion binding; alcohol dehydrogenase (NADP+) activity. The coding region runs from base 1 to 996 and encodes 331 amino acids. The record is from RefSeq and is a predicted model, not a curated record.